This is a messenger RNA of Bufo bufo (common toad), 2086 nucleotides long. It is a transcript of the gene GUSB, whose product is annotated as glucuronidase beta. Gene Ontology annotation, biological process: carbohydrate metabolic process; glucuronoside catabolic process. The transcript is spliced from 13 exons. Bases 78 to 2084 code for a protein of 668 amino acids. Gene Ontology annotation, molecular function: beta-glucuronidase activity; carbohydrate binding. The record is from RefSeq and is a predicted model, not a curated record. NCBI's taxonomy places the organism in Eukaryota, Metazoa, Chordata, Amphibia, Anura, Bufonidae.
ACGUGACGGAGCGGGUCAUGUGACCAGCCCUAGUCGUCUCCAGUGAGCAGCUAGCAGGCAGUGCAGUUAGUGCGGCCAUGUGUGGACAGUGGGGUUGCUGGAUGUUACUGCUCCUGGGCACUGGCUUCAGUCAUGCGCUGAGCCAGGGGAUGUUAUAUCCCAGGGAGACCCCCACCAGGGAGCUGAAGGAACUGAAUGGGAUCUGGAGUUUCCGGGCUGACAGAUCCCCUCAGAGGGACGAGGGGUUCCAGCAGCAGUGGUACAAGCGGCCGCUGAGGGAGUCUGGUCCUGUUAUAGAUAUGCCAGUACCUGCCAGCUAUAAUGAUAUCACUCAGGACAUUGGUUUGAGAGAUUUCAUUGGAUGGGUCUGGUACGAGAAAGAAGUCUGGCUGCCCAGUCGCUGGUUGGAUGACGUGGCUUCUAACCGAAUUUUGCUGCGGGUUGGCAGUGCCCACUAUUUCUCCAUAGUGUGGGUUAAUGGUGUUCAAGUGACGCUGCAUGAAGGAGGACACCUGCCCUUUGAAGCCAACAUCUCCAGUGUUCUAAAAGGCAUUUUGGGAACUCCCUGUCGAAUCACCAUUGCUGUAAAUAAUACCCUCACUCUAAACACCCUACCUCCAGGAUACAUCCAAUAUAUGAACGACCCCACACGAUAUCCCAAAGGAUAUUUUGUACAAAAUACAGAGUUUGAUUUCUUUAAUUAUGCCGGUAUACAUCGCCCUGUGGUUCUUUAUACAACCCCCUCAGUGUACAUUGAUGACAUCACCAUUAUUACGGACAUAAGCGAUAAGACAGGAUUGGUAAUCUAUGAAGUAUCUGUGGUUGGUUCAGAUUAUUACUCAGUAGCUGUUAUCUUACGUUGUCAAAAUGGGGAAGAGGUAGCCAGUGCUGUGGGGGCGGUAGGACAGCUGAAAGUGAGCAACGCCAAUCUUUGGUGGCCGUAUUUAAUGAAUGAAAACGCUGGAUAUCUAUAUUCCUUUGAGGUGAAAAUUCGGGCAGAUACAGACAAUGGCGUAUGUGAAGAUGUCUACACUUUACCUGUGGGGAUAAGAACAGUCCAGGUAUCAGGUCAGCAGUUCCUCAUCAAUGGGAAGCCUUUCUACUUCCAUGGAGUCAACAAACAUGAAGACUAUGAUAUUAGAGGAAAGGGUCUGGACUGGUCUACAGUCCUGAAGGAUUUUAACCUGUUAAAGUGGCUGGGGGCAAACUCAUUUCGCACUAGCCAUUACCCCUAUGCUGAAGAAAUCAUGGACCUGUGCGAUAAAUAUGGUAUUGUGGUCAUCGAUGAAUGUCCAGGAGUUGGCAUAAAACAGCCUGAGAGUUUUGGAAACAAAUCUCUGCAGCACCAUUUAGUUGUCAUGGAGGAACUGGUGCGAAGAGAUAAAAACCGCCCCUCAGUGGUGAUGUGGUCAGUCGCCAAUGAACCAGCCUCACAGAUUCCUCCUGCAGGGUAUUAUUUUAAGACUGUCAUUGGUCACACUAAACAAUUGGACAACACCAGACCCGUAACUUAUGCUAGUAGUGCAAACUUUGACAAAGACCAAGGGGCCCCAUAUGUGGAUGUGAUCUGUGUCAAUAGCUACUUCUCCUGGUACCAUGACUCUGGUCACCUGGAAGUAAUUCAGCUGCAACUCCAUAACCAGUUUGACAACUGGUAUGAGAAGUACCAAAAGCCGAUCAUACAGAGUGAAUAUGGAGCAGAUACUAUACCAGGCUUCCAUAAUGACCCUCCAUUAAUGUUCACAGAGGAAUACCAAGCAAUAGUAUUAAAACACUAUCAUGCUGCAUUGGAUGAAAAGAGGAAGAAAGGUGUCAUCGGGGAACUCAUCUGGAACUUUGCAGACUUCAUGACAGCACAAUCAGUUACCAGAGUUGUGGGGAACAAGAAAGGAAUCUUCACCCGCCAGAGACAACCUAAAUCAGCUGCUUUUAUUCUGCGGGACAGAUACUGGAAGCUGGCCAAUAACACUGGCUCAUCGGACUCUAUGUGGAAGAAUUAUGCCACUCAGGAUCUGCACUGUAGAAAGAGAGAAAAAACUGCACUGUACAGACCAGACAUUGGCGACUGCUAUAUUUUGGGCUGAGG